AUGUCUGAAAAGCCGAUUCGUGUUGGCCAGCGUGUAGAAGUCAACGGCAAAGAUUCCCUAGGGACGGUAGCCUUCGUUGGCAGCACACAUUUCUCGCAGGGAAAGUGGGUAGGCGUCAUUCUAGAUGAAAAGAAGGGGAAGAACAAUGGCUCAGUGCAGGGAAAGUCAUACUUCCAGUGUGAUGAUGGUUUUGGUAUAUUUGUACGGCAAAGUCAGUUAGUCCCCUUAGACACAGAGGAAGAGGGUGAGGAUGGCUCUGUUGAGACCACUCCAUCCGCCUCUUCCUCUGCAACGACACCGGCCAGUGACAAACCCAAGUCCAGCUUGAAGCGGAAGGUAGAACCCACGAGUCUGAAAAGGAAACCAACGGGAAACCCUGUACCACAAAAACCAGACCGACUGAGGUUGCCCAUUGGCAGCACUGGUAAAAGUGGGGCUUCGCGUGAUGAGAGGACCCCGAGCAAGGAAUCGUCACCACGGUCCGACAUGAAGAAGACCUCGUCGUUUGUUGAAACAAACUUUGUGGAGACGUUAACACCCCAGUACACGCCUGGGGCCCCAUCCAGUGCAAUGCAGACCCUUGAGGACAAGAUGGCUGCCAUGCAGAUGCAGCAGGAGAUGGAGAAUCUACGAGCAGAAAUACGGGACUUGAAUGAAAAGUUGGAAACCCUGAGAGUGAAACGUGCUCAGGAUAAAGAGAAGUUGAAAGAGAGUGAAAAGCUGAAGCUCCAGUUAGAACAGCUGUUAGAAUUCAAGUCCAAGAUCAUGGAAUCUCAGGCCCAGUUGCAGCGUGAGAUGCAGAAAGCCAAGCAAGACGCCAGGGAGGCAAUAGAGUCCAAGGACAAGCACAUGGAGGACACCCAGGAGCUGACCGAGAACGUCGAGAUGCUGACCCUCGACAAGGAGAUGGCGGAGGAGAAGGCCGAGACGCUGCAGCUGGAGUUGGACCAGGCCAAGGAGAGAAUAGAAGAGCUGACACUGGACCUGGAGAUCCUGAAGACAGAGAUGAGUGGUGGUGGAGGCGGAUCCCCAACAGAUGGGGAUUCGGAAGCAACAACCUUCAAAGUCAGGCAGCUUGAACAGCAGAACAGCCGUCUGCGAGAAACGCUAGUCAAAAUGCGUGACUUGGCUGCACAUGACAAGCAUGAACUCCAGAAACUGCAGAAGGACAUGGAGACCAAAAAGACAGAGGUUACAGAACUCAACCGCACUCGGGUUAAAUUGACAUCACAAGUUGCUGAGUUGGAACAGACAAUAUCAGAUCUACAGGAACAGGUCGAUGCAGCUCUGGGCGCAGAGGAGAUGGUGGAGACGUUGACCGACCGCAACCUCAACCUGGAAGAGAAAGUGGCUGAGCUGCACGAGACAGUUGCAGACCUCGAAGCUAUCAAUGAUAUGAAUGACCAGCUCCAGGAGAAUGCCCGUGAGUUGGAGCUUGAGCUGAGGGAAGAGCUCGACAUGGCCAAUGGAAAGAUCAGGGAGGUUAUGAGGGAACGUGAAGCUUCCAAUGAGAUUAUAGUGGACCAGGAGUCAACCAUUAAGAAGUUCCGCGAGCUGGUCCAGAAGCAGCAAGAGCAGAACAUUGAGCUGCGUCAGGCACUUGAGAAGGAGACCAACAAGCCAAUUGCAACUCCCUCAGAGAUCAUUGACUUCAAGAAAAUGUUCAUUGAAACAAAGGCUCAUAGUAAAGCCAUCGACAUGGAACUCCGUCAGCUGGAGGUUGCUCAAGCCAACCAACACGUGGCUUACCUUACUCAGUACAUGCCUGAUAACUUCAUGACAAGGGGAGGUGACCAUGAUGCUGUGCUUGUGCUGCUGCUUGUGGCCAGGAUGGUGUGGAAGGCUGAAAUUGUCAUUGGUGGCCUGAGGGACAAAUAUCCAUCUCCGGAAACCAUCGACAGGAACACGGUGCUCAAGUCUCAUUCAGUUGAGCAAUUUGCCUUUGCCUCACGCCUUCUGCAGCUUCUGUAUGCACUUCAGGCUCUGCUGCACCAAUAUGAACAAGUGCUCAAUACAUGCAACGUAGAAGUGUUCCUUAAGCUAGGAACCUUAUAUGGAGAAAUGGCUUCCCACGAGCGUAACAUCGACUUCUACGUUGACCUUCUCAGGAAAGACCAGCUAGAUGAAAAUACACCAAUGGAUGCCUUGGAGAAGACUGUUGGUUACUUCUCAACAGUGUAUCCUGCUCAUCUUGCUGCUGAGAAGAUCAACCAGUCUCUCUACCUGACUGAUGUGGCAAGAGUGCUGUCCUCAGGAACUGAUGCUGCUGGCACAUACAGCUCAGCUAUCCUUACUAUGCUACAUCCUCAGCAUGAAUCAUCUGAUGUUGCCUUAGUGUGUCGUGACAUUGUGAAUGCCAGUAAGGACAUCCAGGGAGCUGUUAAGAGGAUACGCCGAAGGAUGCCACAGGAUGGGUCUGUAGGACCCCUGAGCUAUCCCCAGGAUGUACAAGAGGCCCUCACCAGCGCAAUUGCCAACAUGAAUAACUCAACGCGGGCCUUAAGGCAUGUGAGCAAAGCUUGUCAGCAGCAGACUUCACUAUUAGCAGAUAAUGAGAACGGCAUCUUGGGUGAUAAACUGAAGGAGUUCAUCCACCAAGCCACAGACCUCAUUUACGGCAGAGAAGACCUGGGACCAGAGUCACUCAGGUUAUCCCUGAGUCGCACCCAGAAUGACAUAAAUCGCAUUGCUAACACUCUUGAGAAGGGAGAGUAUGACUUUGAUGGGUCUGUCGAGGAGAGGACUGUUCAGCCAGUGGUUCUGAGAGCCCAAGCAUUGAAGGAUGAGAUGAAGGACACCGAGCACAUCAAAUACAAAUUAGAAAACAAGGAGCAAGACCUCAAGGACCUGAAGCUCACCUUGAAGCAGAAGAAUGAGGAGCUGAGCGAGAUGACUGCGAGAGACUUGGCCGAGAAGAAGCUGUCAACGGCCACCAGAGAUUCUGACCUCACCAUUGAGAAGCUGCAGAGGAAGCUAGAUGACACUUUGAUGAUGCUACGGCGUAAAGAAAAGGAAUAUGAUGAAACAAUGGACCAUCUCCAAAGUGACAUUGAGAGCUUGGAGACAGAAAAGGGUGAACUUCGUGAGAAACUCAAAGCUCUCAACAAGAAGACUUUGUAUGAAGCUUUGUCCAAAUCUUCUCCUUUGACUGGUGGCGUUUCUCCUUCCUCUCCCACAACGCCCUCCGCAGCAGGGGGAGCUCCGACAGUGGGUGGUGGAGUUGUGCGUGACUCCCCCAUGCUCCUUCAGCAGAUCACUGACCUCCGCACAGCCCUGAACCAUGCAACUGCAGCUGCCCACUACAACACGGCUCAUCGCAUGCAUCGCCAACUUGCUGCACUGAAACCUAUCAAGAUCCAUCACCUUGGAUCUGGCGAGGAGAAGAGAGACAAGACCAAGGAAGAGGCGGUUGCAGGGGAGAAGAAAUCCAUGGACCAUAUCAAUCAGCUGACCCGUCAAGCGUCACACAUCCAGAAGGAGGUGCACAACAUGAUCACAGGUGUAGAAGUGGUGGACUUAAGCAAGCGCCGGGCAGCCACUCUACCAUGCACAGACCUUGCUUCCCCUGCUAACCACCUUAUUAAUUAUAACAACAGGAUCAAUAAUUUACGUUCACAAAUAACAUUACUUCAGGAUGAGAUCACAAAGGCAGUGGCUAUGAUGAAGCCAGGAGGAAGUGUGGAGACAGCCCUUUCUACAUUCCCCUCACCACAGCUAACCAAAGCAAUGGGUGAACAGGACCUGGUGUGUGUGGGCCGCUUGAAGGUACCCUCUUCCACCUCUACUGAGUCCUCCAAGGAACCCGUUCCUGUUAUCCUCCAGCCAGACCACCUCAAGAAGCUUCAUCUGCGGCUGUUAAAGUAGUGUGGAGUUCGGGUCUCAUUUCCAAAUAUCUUACCAUAUAGAACCACUGUAAUGCCUGCUUCCAUCAAGUCUUUGGGUCUGGUAUGUUGACCAGUGAUAUGAGGGGAAAAAAAUGUGAUAAGAGAAUGUAAAUACAGUGUAUAAUUUAAUAUUUUUGCUUACAAUUUAAGAAACAGAAGCAUUGGUAUGGGAAGAGUGUGACGUAUAGCUUUCUGUUUGGAGUGGAGUGUUGUUAAGGAAUAAACGCUUAAUGUGAAAUGAUAUUAAAAGAAGGAUCAUCUGCCUGGCUUUCAGCAUUUUGAUUAUAAAGAUUUAGGAUUUUUUUUGUGUGUUUUUUAUCAGGGGAACUAAAAUACUGUAAUAGCGUUUAAUUUUUUUUCUCUGAUUUGAAAUUGUAAAUAAAGUUAAUUUUACAAACAGAAAUUAUAGGUAUUUUAUACAGUAGUCAGGCAAAUUUAUUAUAGGAUAUUUAUGCAUUUUAUAUUUAUGAACCAUGCUUUUAUUUAUGUGUAUGAAAAAUAUUUCAGUGUUGUAAUAUUGAGAAACUGUGUAAACAGUGUGCCUAUUUAUUUUCAAAUGUUCCAUGUUUUCUUUGCCUUAAGAGUUCACUUGCAUUAUGUAAAAUAAAUUAGAACCAAAUAAUUGAGUUGUGACUAGUUUUCACAUGUUAUGUCAUUGAUUUGCUUCUGAGAUCAGCUUGACUGUUAACCAUAAAAGUUCCAAGGUAAGUGUGUGCCAAGACAAUGUUAUAGGAAGCCUUACAGUUUGAGAGCAAGUGCAGCUUGGAUAUUAUAAUUUUGAAGGUAGUACUAUGGCAGCUUGUUGACAUGUACAUUGUCUUUAUUUAUUUUUUGGUAUUGUUAUCAGAUGUUUAAGGGCACCAGUAGAUACUUCAAAAAAAAUAAUGAAUUAGUAGAGUGAUCUGCUUCUAGCUUGAUGUGCAAAAUUUUUUAAUUGUUUGAAGCAACUGGAAUAUUCAUUAGAAAAGUUGCAGCUUCUAAAUCAUUUUUACAUUCACUGUAGUGUACCAUGGCAAAAAAGAAUAAUGUGCAGCUGUUCAAAAUGUGGAAUUGAACACCAAUGUAAGUUGCAUAAUAGGUAUGCAGUGGAAUGUCAGCUUUAGACAGUAAAAUAGCCUCAAAGUUUUAUUGUUUGCUUUUCCAGCAGUCUUUGUUAAAUAGGUCAUUGUUUGCAGCCUUCAGUAAUAUUGAAUCUCCUUGAGAACUUAAUGGCAGGAUUAUCAGGUGCCCAAAACAAAUAGCAUUAGUGCUGCAAAGCAAAAUGCAUUUGCAGACUUCCUGAAUUUUGGUACUGUGUGAACUUUAUGCAGAGAGCAGUGAAGGAGAGAUCAAGCACAUACCCACAUCUGGUUGGUUCUAUAUCAUGUAUAGAAAAGCAAGUUCAUGGUGGUGGGUAUGCACAAAGCUUUAAUCUUUAGCUUAUAAGCUGAAAACUUAUUUUCCCUUUUGUUUUCACAGUAUUAACAGGCUUUUUAAUUUUUAAUAUAAAAUUGUAUGCAGUUUCCUCUCCAAAGUUUGUAAUACAGCAGAACAACUGUGGCCAGAUCUGCACAAACUUUCUUUCAAAAGCAGUAUGUUUCCUUAAUGUACCAGGUGGAUUUUCUGAUAUUUUCAUAUUCUAAUGUACUUGAUGUUUAGGAAACCAAAGGUGUCACAUUUUCCUUGUUCUUUGAACCACAGCAAACAUAUUGAAGAUAAUUUUAAUCUCUCCCAUGUGCUAGUAUGUAUAAGCCAGGCAAAGCAUUAUUAACUUUACAGUAAAAAAAAUCACCAAAAAA
Messenger RNA from Penaeus monodon (black tiger shrimp), 5662 nucleotides. It is a transcript of the gene DCTN1-p150, whose product is annotated as dynactin subunit 1-like. The record is from RefSeq and is a predicted model, not a curated record. Gene Ontology annotation, cellular component: microtubule associated complex; axon; kinetochore. Gene Ontology annotation, biological process: establishment of mitotic spindle orientation; nuclear migration. Lineage: Eukaryota; Metazoa; Arthropoda; Malacostraca; Decapoda; Penaeidae.